Molecule: messenger RNA, 189 nt
Organism: Cherax quadricarinatus
Lineage: Eukaryota; Metazoa; Arthropoda; Malacostraca; Decapoda; Parastacidae
Source: RefSeq, a predicted model, not a curated record
AUGCUAAGCCAUCCACCUCAACCCACGAACCCCAGCCAUCCUUCUAAACCCACGAACCCCAGCCAUCCUCCUCAACCCACGAACCCCAGCCAUCCACCACAACCCACGAACCCCCAUCCUUCUAAACCCACGAACCCCAGCCAUCCUCCUCAACCCACGAACCCCAGCCAUCCACCUCAACCCACGAAC